AUUCAUGAGUCACUCACUACGACUAACUAAAGUAAUUUUUCAAAUUUCAAAGUCCAAUAAAUACCUACAGAAUUUGUUACUCAUCUCGUUUUAUCAGUUUGUGCAAGUCAUCAUUAACUACUAAUUGAUUCUAGAUAGACCUGCGGCAUUUCCACGCAGCUAUUUGUAGUGAGAACAUUGUAGAUUUGCAACAUGACUAACCCCCAAGACCCAAAACAAGCAAAAAGCAUCUACGACUUUACCGUGAAGGACAUAAAAGGCAACGACGUGCCUCUCGAAAAGUAUAAGAAACACGUUUGUCUUAUUGUUAAUGUAGCUUCCCAGUGUGGUCUUACAAAAUCCAAUUAUGAACAGCUAAAUGAGCUGUAUGACAUGUAUGGAGAAAGCAAGGGACUUCGGAUAUUAGCUUUCCCUUGUAACCAGUUUGGCCACCAAGAGCCAGGCAACAACGAUGAAAUUUGUGAGUUUGUCUCGAAGAAGAAUGUCAAAUUUGACCUCUUUGACAAGGUCAAUGUGAACGGAUCAGAUACUCAUCCCCUAUGGAGCUACUUGAAAUACAAGCAAGGAGGCGCCUUGGGCAAUUUCAUCAAAUGGAACUUUACCAAGUUUGUAGUGGACAAGGAGGGACAGGUGGUUGAAAGGCAUGGCCCCACAACCAACCCUAAAGACAUCAAGUUGGAUAAGUAUUUUUAAGAAAUAUUUAUUAAUUGUUUAUGUUUGAUUAUGAUUAUUAAUGUAUAUUAGUGCAUUUAUCGUGCUGUUAAUUUUAUGUAUUAAACUUUUUUUUAAUAUAAUUAUGGGAUGAUUUGAA
Anthonomus grandis grandis is the source of this 811-nucleotide messenger RNA. RefSeq lists its product as uncharacterized. The record is from RefSeq and is a predicted model, not a curated record. The transcript has 2 exons. Gene Ontology annotation, molecular function: glutathione peroxidase activity. The coding region runs from base 193 to 693 and encodes 166 amino acids. NCBI's taxonomy places the organism in Eukaryota, Metazoa, Arthropoda, Insecta, Coleoptera, Curculionidae. Gene Ontology annotation, biological process: response to oxidative stress.